This is a messenger RNA of Corticium candelabrum, 706 nucleotides long. RefSeq lists its product as uncharacterized. Lineage: Eukaryota; Metazoa; Porifera; Homoscleromorpha; Homosclerophorida; Plakinidae. Gene Ontology annotation, cellular component: nucleus. The record is from RefSeq and is a predicted model, not a curated record. Gene Ontology annotation, molecular function: deSUMOylase activity. Gene Ontology annotation, biological process: protein desumoylation; proteolysis. The transcript has 10 exons. Bases 5 to 706 code for a protein of 233 amino acids.
ACAAAUGAAUGUCACUAAAAUCAUAGCACCAACCUGCAGGGAAGACCCAAGAAAUAUACACUCUGGUAUUCCAGGUAAGAGCAGGAAGUGUGACAAAGAUGUUGUUGAACUACACUGUGCUACCGACAUUCCACCAAAAAUGAGAAGACUGCAGCCAUUUUACAUUUUAUCAAGUCAUGAGCAGAAAGAAGUAGAUCAAAUGAUGGCUACUGCACUAGACAAAAUAGCCGGUGACAGACAACUGUCUGAUUCAAACUUUCCAGGUGUGAUUACAGUACGUGACUUAGCAAAGCUUCAGCCAAACAAAUGGCUCAAUGACAAUCUCAUCAAUGCAGUAUCAUGUUUAUGGGAGACGGAUGCUUGCCGCGAGGGAAGAAAAGUCAAGAGCUUCAAUACCUACUUCUAUGUGAAGCUCGACAAUCAAGGUCCAGUUGCUGUAAGACAAUGGACAAUGAAACAGCUGAUAAAUAUUUUUCAUUAUGAUGUUCUGUUAAUUCCCAUGCACAUGCCUGUGAAGCAGCAUUGGUGUUAUACAGUAACAUUGACGAAAGAGAACUAUGUUGCUACAGAGUGGACUAACGAAGUUGUGAAAAAUGCUCCACGGCAACAAGACGGUUCAAGAUGUGGUGUCUACUGUCUGAUGUACAUGAGGAAUGAAGCACUUGGCAUUCACUAUAACAACUUUUGUGAGGUACACAGUGUAUAA